ACUGCAUGUUUUCYCGGCAGGUCGCUACGCCAUGCAGGCCAUGAAACAAAUGGAGCCACAGGUGAAACAGGCCCUCCAGAGUUUUCCCAAGACGGCCUUUGGAGGAGGAUACUACARAGGCGGGUUUGAACCAAAGAUGACAAAGAGAGAAGCUGCUCUCAUUUUAGGYGUCAGUCCCACAGCCAACAAGAAUAAGAUCCGAGAAKCCCAUAGAAAGCUGAUGGUCCUGAACCAUCCAGACAGAGGCGGUUCUCCGUACAUUGCCGCCAAAAUAAAUGAAGCCAAGGACCUGAUGGAUGGCCAAGCCAGGAAACAGAGCUGAAGAUCAGGACGAAAUAAAAUCAAAUUAAUUUCACGCUGCUUUUAUAUGGACUGGGUUAAGGAAGCACUUGUUUUUUUUUUCUUCUAAUUCUUCCCAAAUAAAAUAAAAUCGCAAAACAACAACUGUUUA
This is a messenger RNA of Poecilia reticulata (guppy), 451 nucleotides long. The record is from RefSeq and is a predicted model, not a curated record. NCBI's taxonomy places the organism in Eukaryota, Metazoa, Chordata, Actinopteri, Cyprinodontiformes, Poeciliidae.